Molecule: messenger RNA, 8855 nt
Organism: Electrophorus electricus (electric eel)
Lineage: Eukaryota; Metazoa; Chordata; Actinopteri; Gymnotiformes; Gymnotidae
Gene: tns1b
Product: tensin 1b
Biological process (GO): fibroblast migration
Cellular component (GO): focal adhesion
Molecular function (GO): protein binding
Source: RefSeq, a predicted model, not a curated record
ACCUCCCCCUUGCUCCUGUGGAGCUGAGUUGCAUGACCCCAAAAGCUUUGUGAGUUUCAGUGAACAGAGUAGGAGAGGGAGAGAACGAGGGAGGGAAGGAGGGACGCGCUCAGAUCGAAGAAGAGAGAGAGAGGGGAAUGAAAGAAGAGACAGAGUGAGAGAGAAGCAACGCCAGUUGAUCUGCGCUCUCCUCGGUGUGUCAUGGAUUUGUGGAGCUGCAGGGCAGUUGUGCGUGGACUAGUGUGGAAUUCAGCACUGUGGAAUAGUUCUGUGGAAUAGUUGGGAAUACUAGGCCAGGUCUACAGCAGAACCGUGUGGAAUUCUGCUCCCAGUCCGGAACUGUCAGUGUGAUUUCAUGAUGCCUUCUGUGUCCCUUAGCCUGCCGGCGAUGCUGGCUGGCCAAGCGCGCACCUGGGUGUGCCUCUCCUGCAUGUUCUGGCCUGAGGAGUUAGAGGCCGUCCACUCCCACACCUUCCGUGCGAAGACGUUUAAGAAGAGCAAACACUGUGGUGUGUGCAAGCAGCCACUCAGCACGGAGGGCCUAAUCUGCAGAGUGUGCCGGUUAACAUGCCACAAAAAAUGUGAGGUCAAGGUUUCUACAUCCUGUGUCCCGGCUGCUAACUAUGAACUGGCUCCCAGCAAUGACAUCUCCUUAAAGCACGUAGAGACAACGGGCUCAACUAAAUCUUCUAAGAGCAUGGAGUCCCGCCGUAGGCCGUCCAGGAGUGUGAGUCUGAUUCAGGCAGUGGAGGAGAACUAUGAAGUGGACCUGGUCUACAUCACAGAGAGGAUCAUCUCCGUGUCUUUCCCCAGCAGCGUAGAGGAGCAGAGUUACAGCUCUAACCUCAAAGAAGUGGCCAGCAUGCUCCGCUCCAAACAUGGAGAAAACUACCUGCUCUUUAACCUGAGUGAAAAGCGAUAUGAUAUCUCCAGGCUAAACCCCAAGGUGCUGGACUUUGGCUGGCCAGACCAUCAUGCUCCAGCCCUGGACAAGAUCUGUAGCAUAUGUAAAGCUAUGGACACCUGGAUGAGUGCUGACAGCCAUAAUGUUGUGGUCCUGCAUAACAAGGGAAAUCGAGGGAGAGCUGGUGUCGUUGUGGCUGCAUACAUGCAUUACAGCAACAUUUCAGCGAGUGCAGAUCAGGCCCUGGACAGGUUCGCCAUGAAGCGGUUUUAUGAAGACAAAGUGCUUCCUGUAAGCCAACCUUCCCAGAAAAGAUAUGUGCAGUAUUUCAGUGGACUGCUGUCGGGCCACAUUAAGAUCAACAACAAGCCUCUCUUCCUGCACCACGUUAUCAUGCAUGGCAUCCCCAACUUUGAGUCCAAAGGAGGUUGCCGCCCUUUCCUCAAGAUCUACCAGGCCAUGCAGCCAGUCUACACAUCUGGGAUCUAUAAUGUCCAAGGUGACAGUCAGACCAGCAUAUGCAUCACCAUUGAGCCUGGACUGCUUCUGAAAGGAGACAUUCUGCUGAAGUGUUAUCACAAGCGCUUCCGUAGCCCGUCCAGAGACGUCAUUUUCAGAGUGCAGUUUCACACCUGCGCUGUUCACGACAUGGGCCUUGUCUUUGGCAAGGAGGAGCUGGAUGAAACGUUCAAAGAUGACAGGUUCCCUGAAUAUGGAAAAGUAGAGUUUGUCUUCUCGUUUGGCCCAGAAAAAAUCCAGGGUAUGGGCCAUCUGGAGAAUGGACCCAGUGUCUCUGUGGACUACAAUACCCAGGAUCCUCUUAUUCGCUGGGACUCCUAUGAAAACUUCAAUCAGCGCUUUGAAGACUCCACAGAGGACGUCAUUCACACACAAGGUCCUCUGGAUGGUAGCCUAUAUGCUAAGGUUCGCAAAAAGGAUUCCCUGGAUGCUACACUCAACGGCCUCUCCACUGCAGGUGACCACACCCUUCCCACUGUAGAUCACACCCUCCACCCUGUCGACCACGCCCUGUCCGUGAGCAGUGACUCCGGAAACUCGACAGCCUCCAUCAAGACUGACCGCACCGAUGAAGCCAGCCACCAGCUGGCGCCAGUGAGCCAGCCGCCCACCCAACCCCUUAGCCCUGAGGAGAAGCAGGAGCUGGAUCAACUGCUUAGCGGCCUGGAGGCACCCAUGCACCGGCCGGGCUAUCAGAGCAGCUCUGGGGGAGGCGGAGGGGGAGGAGCAGGAGGAGCGGGAGGAGCGGGAGGAGGGGGAGGAGGGGGUGUCCUCCACUUGGUACCUGCACAGGUCCAUGUCAACGGCCACAGCAGCAUAGACAGGGAGACAGACAUCCUGGACGAUGACUUGCCCAACGGCCAGGAAGGCAACAGCGUGGACAGUCUUGGCACGCUGUCUUCAAUUGGGGGCCGAGCCACACCAGCUGACCUGUACUACCAGCCCGAGACGACCAUAAACGGCCCGGGCGUGCCCUACCCGGAGAAAGGUGUGCAGGGGAAAAGCCCAGAGCCCGUGGCACUCCUCCAUAGCUCCCAAUCUGCACAGGAUCAGCUGGAGUGUGACCCAGAGCUGCCCUCCAGCGGCUACGGCAGCCACACUGGCAGCUUCUCUCGCUCGCAGACGUUCGGCGCAAUGCCCAGCGCUGAGCAGAUGCCCAUGCCAAAGGCUCCGACCCGCACCACCAGCAGCCGGGACGCUGUGCAGCGGGGUCUGAAUGUUUGGCAGCAGUAUGGCAUCUCGGAGGAACCCGUCACCGAGGGAGUGCACUUCAGUCCAGCCCUGCAGACCCACAGCCUGCCUGAGUUCCCCCGUGCUGCCUCACAGCAAGAGAUUGAGCAGUCCAUUGAGACCCUGAAUCUGCUCAUGUUGGACCUGGACCCAGCCCUCACACAGGUGCCCAAGUCCUACAGCGCACCCUCUGGUGAGGGCGUGGUCACCACCCAGCCAUCCUUCUCCCAGACCCAGGCUCGCCCUUCCUAUCAGGCCGACGCUGCCAUACGUACCCAGGCAGGGGCCUCGCCGGCUGGGUACACCCAGCCCCUACAGCGUGCCUCCCCCAUCCAACAGGCUCCAUCCCCUGUGCAGUACCACCUCAUAGAAGGCCCCCAGCCAGUUCUUGUCAGCUCUCAGAGGUCUGCAGGCCACUUGGCCACUGAGCCCGAUGGCCCUGUUCACUCCUCGAUGCCCAAUUCUACAGUUGGCAGUCUGCAGCUGAAACCCCUCAAUAUAUAUCCCCCAAGCACGAGCUCUCAGUCUCCUGAUCAAUCAGAGGGUGGCACACAUGGCAUCGCCCAGCGGAGUUACUCUGCUUCCUCGUCCUUGCUGCCCAGGGAGGCUGAACCUGAGGAUAUCAACUACAAGCUGGAGGGGCUGGUGGCCCACCGUGUGGCAGAGUACAACGCUCGUAUCCUCAGCAUCAGUGAUAGAACAGCCACUGCUGAACUUGACAGCCACCACUGCUCUCUCUCCUUCUCUGGGGUCCAGUCACUGGAUGAAGGCUCAGCACCAGGACGACGCCGGACCACCAGUGAAGGCCAGGAUGAAAGCCCCACGCGUGUCCGCUCCCCCAUUCGCUGCAUUUCACCCGAACUGGCCAAUACCAUCGCACUCAACCCAGGGGGCCGGCCUAAAGAGGGACACAUGCACAGUUACAGGGAGGCCUUUGAGGAGUUGGAGGGUGGUCCCAUAAGCCCCCCACCAGCUGUCGGUGGUGAGGCCCUCCCCAAAACCCCUGCCUUCCCUGUCUCGCCACAAACCCCUUACUUCAACCUGUGCCGCUCACCUCCAGGCUUGGCUAAAACGCCUCUCUCCUUCCUGGGCCUGAAGCCACACAAUCCAUCUGAGAUCCUUCUGAACCAGACAGGCUCAGAGCCUCGGAGCUAUGUGGAGUCUGUUGCACGGUCAGCAGCGGGGACAGGGCAGCCGUCAUCGCCUGUCACUCCCAGCUUUGACAGCAGCAUUGUGGCCCAAGACGCCACCCCCUCUCACUCCUUCAACACCCUUCUGCCUUCCAGCAGUCCUGUCUCAAGCCCAGAGGGGGAGCAGGCAGUGGCUGAUAGUGGGAUGAGCUCACCAUUUCCCAGAGUGGCAGACUCUAGCUUCCGUUCUCUGCCCUCCCAGAGCACUCCGUUUACUCCUACUAGCUCCUACCCUACUCCUGGCAGUCUGAUGGGCAGUUACAUAACUCCCAGCCUCAAUUCUUCCUCCCCGGAGCCUGCCCAUGUUAACGCCAUGGGUGGCCAUCCCACACUCAGUAGCCCUGAUACCAACCACUACACCAUACCUGCCGCCACAUUAUCCAGCCCCACCCUGCAGUGCAGGUCAGCCGGACAGGAUGGCCCCGGGCUCGGUCGACAGCCGUCUCCGCCCAACGACUAUCAACCUGGGUUAUCCAGCAGCCCUGUGUUGCCAAGGCUUGGUAUGGUUUCACAGGCGACGCAGAGCAGUCCGGUGCUGAGCCGACAGAUGCCCAUUAACCAGGGCAUGCAGAGCAGUCCCUCUUUGAGCAGGCAAGCCCUCCAGAGCAGCCCCGUGAUGGGGUAUCAGCCAUCCCUCACCCAGGCUGUCGUCCAGCCCAACCGAGGCAGCCCCGUGCUGAGCAGACAGCCAUCGCAUCCCACCCAGACCAGUCCCGUGCUGAGCAGGCAGGCCUCCCUCACCCAACCUGGUCAGAGUAGCCCCAUCCUGGGCCGCCAGCCCUCUGUCUCUCAGGGGAGCCAGGGCAGCCCCAGCCUGGACCGGCACCCCAUGUACAGCGGCUACACCACCCCAGACGAGAGGCACGGUGCACUGUCACGCCAGAGCAGCUCGUCGGGGUACCACCCGCCCUCAACCCCAUCCUUCCCUGUCUCGCCCGCUGGCUACCCCGAUGCCCUGAGCUUCAGACAGGGAAGCCCAGGCCUGCAGCCGCAGCUCCCCGAGAAGAGACGCAUGUCCAGCGGGGAGCGGCCCAACGGCAGCCUGUCGUAUGGCACUCUCAAUGGCAAGGUGUCCUCGCCCAUGUCCGGUGGAGGGAACACUCCAAGUGUAAACUUCUUCCACACACUCCCUGAUUUCUCCAAACUCAACAUGUGUGAUGGAAACCCAGAGACAAGGCUCAAUGUCAAGUUUGUCCAAGACACUUCCAAGUUCUGGUACAAACCAGACAUCUCCAGAGAACAAGCCAUCAACAUCCUGAAGGAGAGGGCGCCCGGGGCCUUCAUCAUCAGGGACAGCCAUUCCUUCCGUGGUGCCUAUGGCUUGGCCAUGAAGGUGGCCUCUCCUCCCCCGACUGUGCAGCAGACUAAGAAAGGUGACAUCACCAACGAGUUGGUGCGCCACUUCCUGAUCGAGACGAGUCCGAAGGGCGUGAAGCUGAAGGGCUGUCCCAACGAGCCCUACUUCGGCUGCCUUUCUGCACUGGUGUACCAACACUCUAUUACGCCACUGGCUCUGCCCUGCAAACUAGUCAUACCCACAAAAGACCCCCAUGAAGAGAUUCCAGAGGUUGCCACUCCAGUCAACCCUGCUGCAGAUCUUCUCAAACAGGGUGCAGGGCAGAAGAGUCCUGUUGAGGCCCAUGCAUGCAACGUUUUAUACAUAAACUCUGUGGAUAUGGAGUCUCUUACCGGGCCUCAGGCGAUUGCCAAGGCCAUCUCAGAAACCAUGGCAAAUAGUCCUGCUCCCACUGCCACUAUAGUUCACUUUAAGGUGUCAUCACAGGGCAUCACCUUAACGGACAACCAGAGAAAGCUUUUCUUCCGACGUCACUAUCCCAUCAACACAGUCACAUUCUGUGAUAUUGACCCACAGGAGAGAAAGUGGAAUAAGUCAGAGGGGGGCACUGCAAAGUUCUUUGGUUUCGUGGCCAGAAAGCAGGGAAGCACAACCGACAACGUCAGUCACCUCUUUGCUGAGAUGGACCCUGACCAACCCGCUACUGCCAUUGUCAACUUUGUCUCCAAAGUGAUGAUUGGCUCACAGAAGCGAUGAGCUCCUCCCCUGGGCCCCUUUCCCCAAUAGGACUGCUUUCCUGUCAUUUCCUUUCUUACAUAUUCUAGUCUCUGCUUCUUUCAUUUUAGCGUGUAUGCUAAUGUUCACCCAAGAGUGUUAGAAUGUUGGCCCAGGUGUGUGUGAGUGUGUGUGUGUGUGUGUGUGAGUGUGUGUGUGUGUGUGAGUGUGUAUUCAGAUGGCCUAGGGAGUCAAGCUUGGAUGGGGACAGAGGAAGUGCAGCCUAGAGGAUGAGUGGCAUGAGGAAGAGGGGAGAGGUGAUAUUCAUCUCUGCGCAGGGUUAACUUUAGAGGGGACUGACGUUAGUGAAUGUCUUGUUUAAAAAAAAAAACAACAAAACAAAAAGGAAGAGAAAAAGAAAAUUGAGGGACAAUGUUGAGACUGAUAUCAGGCUUUUAGGCUGAUGUACCAAAGAUGACACAGCUGUCAGGAUAAACUUGUAAUUAUUUGAAGGUCUUUUUGUUUCUUUGUAAAAUGAGACUGUUCAUUCAGAGAAUGUUAAAAAUUUCUGUCUAUACGUAAAUAUUGAUACUGUGUUUUGUUUUCUCGGAAAAUACCAUAUAUAUUCUCUUGCUAAAAAUGCUUCAGAACACUUUGCAUAUUCUCACGUGCGUCCAGUCAUUGCUGGGUCAUGUGGAGCCUGCCGGAUUAGAAAGGGCUUCACUGCGAGGAUUUACUUACACGCAGCAGACCAAACCUUUUCACUAGCAAAAAAAAGAAAAAAAAAAAAGAAAAAAAGAAAAAAAAAAAGUGUGCCCGAAUCCACCGUUUCCUCUUCUACUGUUUUUAUCCUCAUAUUGUUUUCUUUGAGAAGUUAAUGAGAACUUGUCCAUUUAGUCCUUGAACCCCAUUGGCCCUGUAGUGUGUGUGGUGGAUUCCUGAAGGACCCUGGGAGGCUGGUUGGCUAGGCCUCAGCUUGCUCCUCGCCCAGGCCUCCCCAUGCUGGGGUUCGAGCCCUUUGGCAAGCAUCCCUGUAUUCAUCCCUUCAUGUGCAGAGGCUCAGGAAAGGGAGUUCUUUUCAGCAGAGAACUCUCUCUCUCUCUUUCUCUUUCUCCCUGUGUCUCCCUUCGCUCCCCCUGGUCUAAUGAGGCCAGUCGGCUCUGCUCUGUCCUCAUCUACCUGCCCAUGCCUUUCCUCGCUUAGGUGACCUUAGGUGACCUGAUGUGAGGGCUGGGCAUUUUUCUUCUGGUUUAGUGAGGAAAGACCAGCAUGUGAGGUGGACCUGGUAAAGAGAUUUUGGGUUUAUUAGUGCAUACUGUAUCUGCAGACUUUAUUCAACACACGCACACAUACACACACACACACACACACACACACACACACACACACACACACACACACACACACACACACACACACACACAUCACUACACUCAUACCCCAAAGUAAGCUAAACAUAUUAAAAAUACACAAGUGAUUUUACUGAAUAUUUAUUAUUUUGCUACAUUAUGUUACUCAUAUACUUAUGCAUAUAUUGUAUAGUCUACAUAAAGAUUAUGAAAGCUUUGAAAAAAAGGAAAAUAAAAAAGCUAUUUUGGCUAAGAAUUCAAAACAGAGGCUUUGGGAAGCAUUUAGUUAUAUAUGAUGUAAAGUAUAUGUGUUUGAAAGCUUAACAUUUUGUUUUGGAUAUCUUUUCACUGCCUUGACGUCUCAUGACUGUUAUUUUAGGCUGUAAGUUAAGAGCUGAUAUUGCUGUAGUGACGGGGAGAAGGACACGCAUGGUACAUAAAGGUUGUCUGGGAGAUUCAGAGAAUUGACAUGCUCCACUAGGACAUUUUACAGUGUCAUUAUUGAACAUCAAAAUGUCUUUUUGUCUCUGGCUUUCUCACUGUCCAUCUUUGGGAAAAAAAAACCCCUGGAUCCUGUGGAAAGGAAUGUCAGUAAUGCCACCGUGAGGCGUUGUCAGGUAUUGCAUAUUCCCCAUUUUCGUUGCAUAUCAGUCAAUGAAACCCUCUUGAUGAUUAUGGGGAAUUACUGCAGUGUUCUAACUGUAAUUUGAGGCAAAAAACCUUCCACCGUCUGACUAGGUCAUAUGAAUGUGUUUCUCACAUUGUGUCCAUGAUGUCAUCUCUUCGUUCAAACUCCCCGUCGUAUCCAGUACACAAUGUCUGUUAGCAGAGAGGUGUUUAAGGUAUUUCUUUGUUUCAAAGCAAAAAAACAACCCUUCCCUUUGUGGUAUGUAAAUACUUCAUUGUUUUGUUUUUUUUGCCAAAGAAAAAUUUCACUUUUAUUUCACUUUUGUAUGCCUUUGUUUGAGAAUUGAUCACUCCCUGGUUGAUGAGCGUGCCGAAGGAUGGCUCAUUGUCCUUAGCAGAGAGGAAGUCCCGCCCAGCAGAGAGACAGAGACUGUUGCGGCACUGCACAGGGGCCAUACAGAACUCUUCCCUAUAAGCUUAACUAAACACUCCAGUAAGAAUUUAAAGCACUUAACUUUUAGGAGUUGUGACACUAAUGAACAAAACUAAUAUGUAAAUCCAUGUCUCUAAACAUCCUUCUGCAUUUACUAGAGUGUGAGUAGCGAUGUGCACUUCCGAAAUCAUUCUAACUUUAGUGUCCUGCUUUCCCCCAUUAGACAUUUCACUUGGCGUGUAGAUUUAGAACAGCUCACCUCUUAUUUAUUAUGUAACUAUCCAGCAAGAAUAUUAUGUUACAUAAUUUUAAUUGGUUAUGCCUUUUUAAAAAUAUAUGUAUAUUGUUAGUGAGAGAAAGAGUCCCUCCACUAUAACAAACCUCUCAUGAGUCUGUGUAAGUCAACAUUGCUGUGUCAUCCUCUCUGCCUACACUAGCUCUUGGCCUAGAAUGUGUGAAUGUGCUACUAUUGCUGUACAGAACCAUGUGUUAUUUGCCUUAUAUUGUAUGGCUUCAUUAUUUUUGAAAGGAAACCUACAUAUUAAAGAGCAAUCCAAAUCAGAUACAUUAAAGUACACUGUUCCUUGAAAAA